This is a messenger RNA of Exserohilum turcica Et28A, 4239 nucleotides long. RefSeq lists its product as uncharacterized. Lineage: Eukaryota; Fungi; Ascomycota; Dothideomycetes; Pleosporales; Pleosporaceae. The transcript has 4 exons. Bases 1 to 4239 code for a protein of 1412 amino acids. Gene Ontology annotation, cellular component: nucleus; U2 snRNP. Gene Ontology annotation, molecular function: U2 snRNA binding; protein binding. The record is from RefSeq and is a predicted model, not a curated record. Gene Ontology annotation, biological process: mRNA splicing, via spliceosome.
AUGGAGCAAGCCCGCGGUCUGAGGCUUGUCGACGGUGAAUGGGUGUCUAUGCCUCUCGACGCGUAUCACAUCAUGGCCAACACCCACCAAGAUGACACUGAGAUGCGAGAUGCAGCUCCCAAGCCAAUCCUACAGAUACCAGAGUACGGUAUACUUUCGCAAACCGUCAUUGCUACUCCUUUGACUAAGCUCAUCCUGCCGGCCAACAUACGCCACAAGGAUGUGACUGAUGUUGUGCUGGUCGGCGAGGACGCUGUACAUUUGAAAGAAAUCCGUGACUACGGCCAUAUCCGCCAUGUCGCUACCAAGACUGACUUCAACGGCGGCCGCAUCAUCACCGCCAGAGUGUUUGGAGAUCCACGUGAGGUUUCAAACACAAACAGAAUUGGCCUUCCUUUGCCCCACCUAAGACACAGGUCACGACAGUCAAUGAGCCAAGAUGACAACCACUUGCCCCCAGAAGUCGUCCUGCUUACUCUCUCCAACAGAACACUCAUGUUCUUGUGUGCCCGCGACACCCAGACGGGCGCCUCUAGCUUUGUCCACAAGUCUGUCAGACUGCCUGCAGGGAGUUCACGGUUUGAUCGACUUGGCGCCUUUCUCGCCGUCGACUUCAAGUGCCGCGCAAUAGCUGUAGCAGCGCAUGAAGGCCGCUUUAUCCUAUACAAGACCAAAUCCAUGGAAAGGUGGAGAAAGGAGGUCAAGGAGCGCGGUAGCAUGAUAACGCCUAUAGAAGAUGAGCGCAUCAUAUCAGUCCAGGGGCAGAUUAUGCACAUGGAUUUUCUUUCGUCUGGAGGCGGACAUGAUGACUACCACGUCGUCCUCCUUCUUGUAAUCGUCCUGGAUGGAAAGACAAGGCUUUCUUGCUUCGAUUGGGACUGUAGACAGGAUUUAAGCAAGGCAACUGCGCGCACAGAGCGAUACUUUGUUCAAUACGAGGACACUAUGCCUUCACUCCUGAUCCCUCUGCGGCGUAGUCCCGAUUUCUUCUUAGUUUUCGACGAGCACAUCUCCGUGUAUAAAAACAUCCUUUCUGGAGAUCCAGCACGAACAUUAGUGCCCAUUGAUCCGGGAAUACUCCUUCCCCUCCUACCGGGUGACAGCAAGUCUAGACCGAAAUGGACAGCGUGGGACAAGACACUGCGCAACCCCGACUAUCCAAAAGAGGCCUUCUACCUUGCGAGAGAGGAUGGGCGCAUCGUUUAUCUUGUCCGAGGCCCAGCUGGGACAGUAGAAAUAAAUGAGGUCGGCGAAUGGUCACAUCGUCUUGGCGCUGCUUUUGCAUGCUUGAGCGUCGACAACUCUGAAGCCUCGCAACAGUACCCGGAUUUCCUGAUUGCGGGUGGCGCGAGCAACGACGGACUGCUGUGCAAGGUUGGACCAUGGCCCAUUGAAUACUCCUAUACUGAAAAUGGAAUGAACUCAUUUUCCUUUAUCGAUUCAUUGCCCGAUUGGACGCCUCUUACCGACCUCGCAGUCACCAAACUGUCCAGUCCACGGGCUCCAGAGGAACGCCAGCGCGCUUCCAUUUUUGUCGCCAACGGCAAUACUCCACAUGGCGAAAUAUCAGAGCUCAGACAUGGAGUGCAAGCCCUGGUGGAUGACAGCUUCAGUGGUGUCAAUGGCUGUGCUGGCAUAUGGGUUGUUGAUCACGGUAGCCAUGUUGUUGAAAUCGAAGGCACAAUAACAAGACAGCACUAUGCAAUACUUGCAAUAACCCUGCCACCAGAGACUCUCGUGAUCCGCGUGGUUCGAACACAACCAGAGAGCGAUACAGACUUUUCGGGCGCGUGGGAGCUAGGUUCGUGGGACAAGUUCCAAACACCCAGUAAUGACGACCCGCUGGAGGAUAGCCUCGUGAGGGAUGAAGAAACCAUAUGUGCCUGUCCUUGGACUGACGAGAUGUCGAUCCAAAUUACAAGGCAAGAAGCUCGCACCCUUCUCCGACCGACACUGCGCCAAGUAGACGCGUUGUCAUUCAAUACGUCGCUUUUACUGGCUGCUUCUCGCUCUGCGUGUCCAUUCAUCGCAGUUGUUUUCCGCGAAGGAGGGAGCACAUACUUGGAGAUUGUACGGAUAUCGAGUGGCGGCACCUUUGAGAAGACGGGCAAUUUCCGCCAGCAGCUGCUCUACGACCCUACUUGUGUGGAAAUUUUGGAGAUUGGUGGCACCCCACACGUGUUUGUCAGUACAUUUGACUCUAAGAUCAUAAUCUUGAAACACCAGGAUGGCCAGACGUCUUUGGUCAUGGAAGACUCUUGGCAUCACGAUUUGCCCAAUGGUUCCCAGAAGCUAUGUGAGAGUGCCGCAGUCUUGCGUUCGAACGGCCAACAGAUGCUAGUCUGUGGAAUGCGGGACGGUACCCUUCUAAGCUCUUCGUUUGAGGUAGGAGGGCAAGGCAUUUCUUCAUUCUCUUGGAGGUCUACCCAUAUGGGCACCACUCCAGCCAAAGUCACUCGUAGUGAGACUGAUCCUUCGUCUGCGUUUGUCUCGUGCGGCUCAGAUUUCUGUCGGGUGCGAUGUCCAAAAGACCAGUCAUCGUCUCUGAAGAUUGACUCCAUAUGGUUCACCGACCGUACUCACCCUGAGUAUAACCAAUCCCCAGUAUCAGCUGUGUAUCAGUUACCUCUGCUCCCGGAAUUGGAUAGCAUUGGAAGGAACAUCGGGGGCUUCCUAUUCGUCGUCGCUGGUGACCGUCUCCUUUUCUCCCAACUUGACUCGGACGUGAGAUGGCCAGGCAGUGAUACAGCUAUUCCGUCCGUAUGCGAUUCGAGAAUGGUCCCACGAAAGCUCAUUACAGGCGCUAAACCUACAAAUAUACUGUAUAUGCAAAGGCUACGACGCGUUCUCGUUUCCACCAUGGAAGCAAAGGAAAGCCGUGCGCCACCACAUGGUGAACGGGUCUUGCACUCGUCAAUCAAGUUACUCGAAGUCCGGGAUGACAGGUCCACAAUAGACACGGAUAUCAAGCAGGAAGAAGAAGAAAUGCUUCCCCAACGGCUGGUUGUUGCACAAUUCUCUCUUCAAAACGCGGAAAGAGUGUACUCCAUUGUUGAAUGGCAGUUUGUCAACCAGCAAGAUAGAAAAUACUCUCUCAUCAUCGUUGGUACAGGGGUCCAAGUGGGGCCAACUCAGCAAACCGGGAGGAGACUGAUAUUCAAUACCGGAAAGUCCGGCUCCAAACUAGAGCUGCAGAAGCAAUCCACAUAUGACCAGCCCGUCUAUAGCAUUGCAUUGUGGGACAACAAAACAACGAUCAGUAUCAUUGGAAAAACGUUGUCCAUGGAUCAGUUUGAUGAGCAGGACGGAAGGUGGUCUCAACGUGGAAAAGCAGACCUUCAUUCACCGGGUAUACACAUAUCAGUGUGUCGUCCUUUCGUCUACGUAUCAACGCUACAGCACUCUCACAUUUGCUUCAAGGUAGUGAGUGGACUACGCCCGGGUACUGUUGAAUUUGUUCCAUUUUUUUCGGAUAGUGGUGUGCGCAACUGCUCACGGCAUCUCGUCAUGCAUGUGCAGAGUGCGAACGACGAAGACCACAGCGAUCAUUUUGUCCUAGUCACAGACAAGAAGAGUAGCUCGGUAAUAGGCCUCUUUCAGCCACUCGAACAUACGUACAACAACGCGUCAACCACGCUGUUCGAGGCAUGUCUCUCCCAUACCGUGGUGCGCAUCGAUCGCGGCAAUAUUCGCACGCCCUGGCGUCGAGCAAAUCCCAAUGGUACGAUCACAGGUGUGCUUGCUGACGAUAUCAUUGGUGCCUGUACCGAUGGAACCAUUUUCGCCUUUUCCAUUCUCUCCCAGCCGGCGCGCCAUCUUUUGCGCCUGAUUCAAAAUCUCAUCGAAGUAAAAAAUGCACGCUCAAGUGUACAUAAGCACGAAACUGUCAAGCUGCACAGCGGCGGUAUCUUCCAAAUUCUCAUUUCUACCGCUCCAGAAACUCAAAACAGCGACGUAAUGAUUAGAGAUGUUGAUCCACGGCACCUGGAACGCUCAUCGCAACGCGGACCCAAGCAUAAGCAUAUCGAUGGUGAUUUGCUGAAGAGGUGGUUAAGCGACAGUGGUGACGUUGAGAGUCUGGUUUGCGAUGGCGCUGAUGCCGAGAUUGGUGCUUUGUUCAGGAAAUUGGCACUGCAUGUUGAUGGAAGCUGGGUUGACAGAGAUGCGGAUAUCCAGGGAGCUCGUUUAUACGAGCACGUGAGGACAUGGAUGCAGCAUGUGCUGAUGCCUGUGCUCUGA